Molecule: messenger RNA, 3361 nt
Organism: Prunus avium (sweet cherry)
Lineage: Eukaryota; Viridiplantae; Streptophyta; Magnoliopsida; Rosales; Rosaceae
Gene: SCR
Product: GRAS family transcription factor
Source: RefSeq, a predicted model, not a curated record
GAGCGUUAUUCUAAACUAUCCUAAUGUAUAGUCUCCGAGAGGAGGUUCGAACUCGGAUACAAGGGAAAGGACACUACCUAUUUGCAUUCUCAUUUGUUUGUUUGUUUCCAUCGCUGGCCUAGCUUUGUUUCCCAUUAAACCAUUAAAUAAACCAAAGGCCAAGAAGAGUUUAAAUUAAGUUUUCAAAUUCAUCCAUCCAUAAGCAGACGUUUAGCUAAUCGCCACUCCCAUUUUCCCAGCACGAGCAAAACCUCUCAUCUGCAAUUUUUUUUAAAAUUUUCUUCUCGGUUAUGGAAAAACCCAGAUGCAUCCAAAAGACAUAGCUACGGCGGACUUAUAUUAUUUAAAUCAGAAAACAGAGAAUAAUAAAGGGUAGCUUAAUUUAGUACUUGGGAGCUCGUGUUGGGUUGAGACUUGAGCAAGAGAGAGAGAGAGAAGAAGGAAUCCCAAAGCUGCUGUCCCAAUCUUUACACCGUUAUCUGUUUGGGAUAUUGCAACCCCCCAUCUUCUUCCUUUGCAUUUCUGCUGAGCUGAGAUCCCAUUUCAUUAUUUCUUCUAUGAAGACGAGCAAAAAAUAUCAAACACCUUCUUCUACUCUCUUUGUCCCUGUCAUAUUUAGUACCAGCUGCAGGUCCUCCAGGAUCUCCAUCAAUCUUCUUCAACAUGGCUGCUUGUGCUUUGCUUGGUGAUCACAAUGGCGACCAUAUAAGCGGCAAUGGCAGCAGCAACAACAACAGCCAUGGCGGUGGAAGCCCAUCUUGUCCGAUGACAAGCACCACAAACUCCAACAGCCAAGGCAGCAGCGUAGAGCAGCAACCACCUCGCCAGCACCAAAACCAACAACAGCAGCAGCGACAGUCGACAGAGGGAUCGAAAAUGGUGAGAAAGAGAAUGGCUUGUGAGAUUGAAGUUCAAAACAACCCAACAAGCAGAAACACAAGUGCUUCUGAUUAUAUGAGGCUUUCCCGUCGGAGCAGCAGCAUUAUUAAUAAUAAUCCAAAUCCAAAUGCGACCAAAGUGAAUAAUAAUUCUAUGGUUUAUCCCAACUACUCCACUAUGCUGUUACCAGUACCAUCUUCCACAAAUUUGACAACUUUGACGUCAGCUGGUGGGGCUUUAUCACCUGCUUCUGCUUCUGCUUCUUCCGCUGCUGCUUCUGCUGCCAACUGGGGUCCUAUUGACCCACUGUCACUUCAUCACCAUCAUCAAUCAGGAGCACUUCCUCCUCAUCAGCUUCAGCUUCAGCCCCAGACCCUCACCCCUGCCGUUUGUGGGUUUUCGGGUCUGCCCUUGUUCCCACCCGAAAAGACGACUCCUUCGAAUCAAAGUACUGCAACUCCAUCCUCCAUAUCCAUAUCCAUGGAAGACAGCUCCUCCGCCACGGCGUGGAUCGACGGCAUCAUCAAGGACCUCAUCCACAGCUCCACCAACGUCUCCAUCCCUCAGCUCAUCCACAACGUCAGAGAGAUCAUCUUCCCUUGCAACCCCAACCUCGCUUCUCUCCUCGAGUACAGGCUCCGCUCCAUAUCUGAGCCUCCUCCACCUCCUCCUCCCAUCCCGAACUUUAACCCCGCCACAGUACCAGAGCUCAGGAGAAGAAGAGAAGCUUUACAGCUUCAGCAGCAACAAAACCAACAUCAUCAUCAUCAUCAUCAUCAAGGUCCUGGGGCUCUCAAGCUCAAUCUCGACUCGGCUACCCUACAUGACGUCGCCAUUUUCACGAACCCAACAACAGCUGAGACUGCUUCUGUUGCUACCCACGUGAUGAACAGCAAUGAUUUGUACUUGCACUCAUGGACAGGAGGUGGAGGAGGAGCUGGUCCUACCCCUAUCACCUGUAGCCAAACAAACCCUCACCACCCAAACUCUCCUUUCAAUCAGGCAAUUCAUCAUACACAAGAUAAGCAACUAGAAAACUCUUCAUCCUCAUCCCCUGCGGCCGAGUCCACAACACCCACCGCUGCACCCGCCACCACAACUACAGCCACAACAACCCCCACUCCACCGCCAACAACACCAUCGGCGGCAGUGUCCCUAAUCAGAGAGAGAAAAGAAGAGAUGCGGCAGCAAAAGCGAGACGAAGAAGGCCUACAUCUCCUCACCCUCCUCCUCCAAUGCGCCGAGGCCGUCUCGGCCGACAACUUCGACGAAGCCACCAAAAUCCUCCUCGAAAUCUCCGAGCUCUCCACCCCAUUCGGCACCUCCGCCCAGCGAGUCGCCGCCUACUUCUCGGAAGCCAUGUCGGCGCGCCUCGUCAGCUCCUGCCUGGGAAUCUACGCCUCCCUCCCUCCCUCCUACGUCCCAAUCAGCCACACCCAGAAAAUGGUCUCCGCCUUCCAAGUCUUCAACGGCAUCAGCCCCUUCGUCAAGUUCUCUCACUUCACCGCCAAUCAGGCGAUCCAGGAAGCGUUCGAGAGAGAGGACAGGGUGCACAUAGUAGAUCUGGACAUCAUGCAGGGCCUGCAAUGGCCUGGGCUUUUCCACAUCCUGGCUUCGAGGCCAGGUGGGCCCCCCUACGUGAGGCUUACCGGGCUCGGGACCUCCAUGGAGGCGUUGGAGGCCACCGGGAAGCGUCUGUCUGACUUCGCUGAUAAAUUAGGGCUUCCGUUCGAGUUUUUUCCUGUGGCGGAGAAAGUGGGGAGUUUGAACCCGGAGAGGUUGAACAUCAGCAAGAGAGAAGCUGUGGCGGUGCAUUGGUUGCAGCAUUCGCUUUACGAUGUCACUGGUUCCGAUUCCAAUACGCUCUGGCUUUUGCAGAGAUUGGCACCAAAAGUAGUGACGGUGGUGGAACAAGACUUGAGCCACGCGGGCUCCUUCUUGGGGCGGUUUGUGGAGGCCAUACACUACUACUCCGCCCUGUUCGACUCUCUCGGAGCGAGCUACGGGGAGGAGAGUGAGGAGAGGCAUGUGGUGGAGCAGCAGCUGCUCUCGAGAGAGAUCCGGAACGUUCUGGCUGUCGGAGGGCCGUCGAGGAGCGGAGAGGUGAAGUUCUACAACUGGAGAGAGAAGUUUCAGCAGAGUGGGUUCAGAGGGAUAUCUCUGGCUGGAAAUGCAGCAACACAAGCCACAUUGCUGCUUGGGAUGUUUCCUUCUGAUGGGUACACUUUGGUGGAGGACAAUGGCACUCUCAAGCUUGGUUGGAAGGACCUUUGCUUACUCACUGCUUCUGCCUGGAGGCCUCCCUUCCAUGCAACCACCAACCCCAACCUUCACUAUUGAGUGAGAGCUUUUGCUUUUAUGGAGAUGUAUGUAUAAUGAAAUGAGUGUUUGAAGGUGGUAGCUUAGGCGGUUCAUGAGUUUGAAUGUAUUAUCUUGUUAAUGCUUAAUUACCAUCAUUAUGCAGUUUAAUUAUUUUUUUAUU